AUACCGAAGGCAACCCGAAAGCCCUAUAAAUAAGGCAGUUUCCCCCCUCUUGCUUCGGCUGUUUUGAUAUAUUUGGGAUAAAAAAUAAACUAAAAUAUGGAAUCGUUCUUUCAAGGGCGAUCGGCGACUCGAUCAUCGUGGAACUACGAAUCGCUGAAGAAUUUCAGGCAGAUCUCGCCGAGGGUUCAGAAUCAUCUCAAACUGGUUUAUCUGACAUUAUGCUGUGCCCUUGGAGCUUCUGCUGUGGGAGUCUACCUGCAUAUCUUGAUGAAUAUUGGUGGUUUCUUGACUUUCCUCGGAUGCAGUGUUGGCAUUAUAUGGUUAUGCACAACUCCUCCUUAUAAUGAGAGGAAGAGAUUUGGUGUCUUGAUGGCGACUGCUCUUCUUGAAGGGGCUACUCUUGGUCCUCUGAUCCAGCUUGUUCUUGACUUUGAGCCAAGCAUACUAGUGUCUGCCUUUGUGGGAACAGCUCUGGCCUUUGGUUGUUUCUCGGGAGCAGCCAUUAUAGCGAAGAGGAGGGAAUUCUUGUACUUGGGAGGUCUCCUGUCUUCUGGCCUAGCUAUCCUCUUCUGGCUUAGGUUUGCUUCUGCCAUCUUUGGUCAAGCCACUGCAAUGUUCAAUGUUGAGCUUUACUUUGGGCUGCUGUUGUUUCUUGGGUAUGUGGUAUUUGACACUCAAGAGAUCAUUGAGAGGGCUCACCUUGGGGAUUUGGACUACGUGAAGCAUGCUCUGACUUUGUUUACCGACUUUGUUGCCAUCGUAGUACGGAUUCUCAUCAUCAUGAUGAAGAAUGCAUCUGAGAAAUCUGACGAUGAGAAGAAAAGGAAAAGGAGGUCCUAAAGCUUCUUUGUGCGCGUUAGUAGUUUGUUUGUUUCCGUAACUGUGUUGGUUUACAAUGAUGGAAGCUAAGUUGAUCAUGUAAAAAGAUAUAUAAGAAGUUUCUUUUUGUCUCUCUUACUUUAUAGUUCAAGAAACUUGUAUAUGUUUGUGUUUUAAUGCUUGGUUGCCUGUAGUGAGCAGUGAAUGGGUUCCGUCGAUGGUGUUUCUUAUGUGACGUGUAAGUUAUGAUCUGUGAACUAUUUUGCAUAAAACCUCCUGCAAUUGUAUUCUUUUCAUGUUGAUUUUACUUAUAUAA
Molecule: messenger RNA, 1135 nt
Organism: Asparagus officinalis (garden asparagus)
Lineage: Eukaryota; Viridiplantae; Streptophyta; Magnoliopsida; Asparagales; Asparagaceae
Product: bax inhibitor 1-like
Exons: 6
Coding region: 97-840 (247 amino acids)
Biological process (GO): negative regulation of apoptotic process
Cellular component (GO): membrane
Source: RefSeq, a predicted model, not a curated record